Messenger RNA from Haliotis rubra (blacklip abalone), 1491 nucleotides. Its product is annotated as relaxin receptor 2-like. Gene Ontology annotation, cellular component: membrane. Gene Ontology annotation, biological process: G protein-coupled receptor signaling pathway. The transcript is spliced from 8 exons. The record is from RefSeq and is a predicted model, not a curated record. Gene Ontology annotation, molecular function: protein-hormone receptor activity; G protein-coupled receptor activity; protein binding. NCBI's taxonomy places the organism in Eukaryota, Metazoa, Mollusca, Gastropoda, Lepetellida, Haliotidae.
AUGCUUGUCGUAACAGGCGACUAACGGGAUCAGGUGGUCAGACUCAAUCAAAAGCUUGAUAACAACCUCAUCAGAGAUAUAGUCCCGAUGACAUUCGCUAACACGGGCAAUUUGCUGUCGUUAAAUCUGAGGGACAACAGCCUCAACUACAUAAUAAAGGGCGUGUUUAAACCUUUGGAGCAAAUAACCUCAAUAGACUUGAGAGAUAAUACUCACUUCCAUGGAGUGCAGCCAGGGACGUUUGACGAUCUGUCGACACUGAAGAACAUAUACUUCGAUCGAUUUCAAUUGUGCGUAUACAUCAAGAACAUCGACGUGUGUGAACCCCGCGGGGACGGUAUCUCCAGCAGGGAGAACCUCCUGGAAAACAUCAUCCUCAGGGUCACCGUCUGGAUCGUCGCAAUCCUCGCCUGCUUCGGCAACUGCGCUGUCCUCAUGGGCCGUUUCAUCCUGAAAGAAGACAACCAGAUACAUUCCUUCUUCAUCAAGAACCUCUCCAUGGCGGACCUUCUGAUGGGCAUCUACUUAAUGGUCAUCGCUGUCCACGACAUGAGAUACAGAGGACGUUACCUCUCCUUUGACCACCAAUGGAGGGACAGCUGGGGUUGCGACGUCUGCGGCCUCCUCAGCACCGUAAGCAGCGAGGUGUCGGUCCUCACUCUCACCGUCAUCACCCUUGACAGGUAUCUGUGCAUCAUGUACCCUCUGUCUGAGAGAAGGAGACACCUACGGCUUGCCUAUGUUUUAAUGGGAUCCAUCUGGUUGUUUAGUCUCGCUUUGGCGACCAUUCCCAUCGUUGGCCUCAACUACUUCGGGACGUAUUUCUACAGGAACAAUGCUGUCUGUAUCCCUCUAUUGCUUCAUGAGCCGCGCAACAGAGGAUGGGAAUACUCGGCUUUUAUUUUCCUGGGAAUAAACAUGGUGUCCUUCGUGUUUAUCGCAUAUGCUUAUGUGGCGAUGUUUGUGUCCAUACGGAGAUCACGUAUGUUGUUCCGGUCAACCAACGAGAAUCAAGAACGGUCCCUGAUGAAGAGGUUCUUCUUCAUUGUAAUCACUGACUUCGCCUGCUGGGUUCCAAUUAUUGCUCUCAAAGUGGCUGCACUACUGGGCUUCAAAAUACCUGGCUACCUUUACGGCUGGGUGGUCGUGUUCAUCCUUCCUGUCAACUGUGCUCUGAACCCCCUCCUCUACACCCUCACCUGCACGAUGUUCAAACAGAAGUUUCUGUACAGCCUCUCCAACCUGAUGUGGAGGAAGAGAAGUAUGUUCGACUUCAACAGCUCGGACAGUUCCACAUCUAAGAGCAGGCUCUCAAGACGGAGCAUACCGGACAUAGAGCUUGACCAGUGCGCACUCCGAGAAUCCGGGCUCAAUAACACAUGGACUGGCAAGAUGAAGUACAAAUAUUCUCACGGCCGAGUUGUCUAUCCUAACUGGAGUGGACAACAGUAUGCUCCGAGUGGCUACAAACCGGUGAAAUUGGCCAUAUAA